Molecule: messenger RNA, 1284 nt
Organism: Clonostachys rhizophaga
Lineage: Eukaryota; Fungi; Ascomycota; Sordariomycetes; Hypocreales; Bionectriaceae
Source: the annotation of a GenBank genome assembly
AUGGUCACUGGUUCAAGCAUUCCAAAUCGAGAAGCCCGGGUCGCCUGGCUUCAGGAAAAUGGCCUACGUGUGUACCCAAUUCACAGACCGUCGUCAACCAUUACGUCCAUUGAUGGUCACUCCUCCCUGCGAUACGACACGAUGCCCAACCACCAGAAAUGCGCCGGCUGUGGAAAGGGCAGCUGUACGUUGACCUGCUCUCGCUGCAAGGUCACUGAGGUAGGCCAUCUCCGAGUCCACUACUGCUCAAGCGAAUGCCAAAAAUCCGACUGGCCGUCCCACCGGAAAGUAUGCCGAUCCCGACAACAGCUCGCGCGCGCUGUUUCUAUUCUUACUGGGCUGUGGGCUGUCCUGCAGACCAGUACCUAUGCUGAGAGAUGCGAUUUCUCCCACGAGGACAACGGUCUCAUCGCGGCUGAGCACUGGAAAAACGACCAAGAUCGUCGAUGCUACACUGGUGCCUCGUUUGUUAGACGCUUCCCGGACGAUGUGAUCCCUACCAAUAUGAGCGCGAAGGCAGAGAAGGCUGUGCUUUUUGAUAAAAACACAGAUGAGAUCACCUCGACUGGAAUGCCUUGGGUUAAAAGCUUUCUCCAACCUCUCUGCAUGAAAAUUGAAGAAAUCGAAAUCAACAUCAAGAACCCAGCUCUCAUGAUCGGGUCACUAAAGUUCGCUGGACACAAUGUCCUACGCGUAACAACUAAGGCAGGUGAGGUCCUCGCCAUAGAUAUCUCAGGCGCGCGAUAUGUGUUCCGCCGAUACCGCAUCGAUACGAUCCUGCUAGAAUGCGCAAUUGGGAAUGCGGCGAAGCAGGCCGCUGUUGCAGACCAGCUACUCAUGUUUUCCCCGGGGAACCCUGAUGCCUUCCUGUACAAGACCCGCGAAAGUCUUGUCGGCCUCGUCACUGAGAGCAUUGAUCGUUCGAUCGCGAGCUUCCCGGGAGCCAUGAACUCGUUAAUGUUGUCCCCCCAACGGCAUUUUGAGGAUUUCCACCACCUGACUAUCCGCAGCGUCAAGCACUUCAUGGACGAUGCCGUACAACAACUUCAUCGAGCAGGAGUGGGCCGCAUGUUUUUCGUCGAUCUGAACGGUACCAAGGAAUUGCUUACUGCGAUUACGCCCAGUACAAAAUACUCUGAACUCUUCAAGAAGGCCUGGUUCACGGAGGCUGAGAUGGUAGCAUUCAAGGAUGAUCAAUCCCUCAAGAAGAUGUGGAUAUGUAGAAUGUCCAAGCUACACAAGGAGAACUGCUGUGACAAGACGCAUCAAUGGAUGGGAUUCUGA